UUAACACAUUCUAUGGGAUCCUUAUCGGGCUCUUCCAAUCGGAACUCAACUAUUCAGGCAACAUUCCGUCUGACCCUCUUACCCCAACUGCGCCGUCUAAAAUGAACAGCCCCGGAAUUCCUACAAUCCCCCCUCAACAGGUGUUAUUUAAUUCAGAUCUGGUGUUCAUCCGUUCCAAUUACAAACGGAUAUGAGUCUCACAACUUCAUCUCUAUCAGUUAAUAACGACGGAGAGAUUUCUCCUGCAGAGAAACAAGUGACUUUAUGGGCAAAGAGGACAGGCCAAGCCUUGACCAGGCAACAACUGAGAGCCCUCACUCAAGUUCUGGAGAACAAUGAUGUCCAGGAUAUGGAUUGCUUGAGUUGGAUGUUACUUGGAUGGAGCCUCAGAGGAGAAUCUCAAUUGGAUGAGAUGAUAAACGUUCUGAACUCACUACAAUCGAAUGUCAGCACCUGUCUGGCCUCAAAUGAAUCUUUCAGAAAAGAAUCUUGCCAGCUUAUAAAGGGUUUGAAAGUGAAGCUUUCACAACAUGCCAUGGCUCCAAAAAAUCAGUUCUUGCAGCCUCCAAUUAUUCCCCAACCAGAACAGACCCUUAAUUUAUCAGGAACUCUUUUGACAAAGGAGAUGUCAACAAGUUCUGUACCAUCAGCAAAUGUUAAAACCAGUGGAAUGCCCAGCCUGAAAUCUCUGUUGAAGAGACAAGCGCCCAUGAAAGCACCUGCAGUUCCAAAGGCUGUUCCUUCAGUAUUAAGUGUCAAUGAAAAAAUGGCUGCUAUUGUAAACUCAACUGUGUCUGGGAAUUUCCAAGAUGGCACUUAUUCUCCUGAAGAUGUUGCCUCUUUCCUGGCUGCUAUGCGUAAGUCUGCUCUCUAGUUCGCUUUUUUUUACACUAAGCCAGAUCUUGACAGGGCAAUCUGGAAUUUUAUGAAGCAAAAUGGAUAUCCUGCUAAAAACAUAAGCAAAACUAUGCAUGCUCACAUUGUUGCAGAUGCACUGGCAGACUAUCUUCAGAAUGCUUCUAAGAACUGAACGCUUAAAUUUUCAGCUUUAAUCUUGAAAUAAUGUCGUCUUUUGCUUUUUAUUCUAACAAAUAUAGUGUGGCAACGUUGAUUUAGUGAACAGUUAUUACAUUAGAGUACACCUUACAUAUGCUUCUUUCAUGAUUUGUUUGCUUGUCGUGAUGAGUAGUUUUUUGAACACAU
This is a messenger RNA of Cuscuta epithymum, 1203 nucleotides long. The record is from the annotation of a GenBank genome assembly. Lineage: Eukaryota; Viridiplantae; Streptophyta; Magnoliopsida; Solanales; Convolvulaceae.